Molecule: messenger RNA, 2833 nt
Organism: Oryza sativa Japonica Group (Japanese rice)
Lineage: Eukaryota; Viridiplantae; Streptophyta; Magnoliopsida; Poales; Poaceae
Molecular function (GO): protein binding
Source: RefSeq, a predicted model, not a curated record
CAGUCUGCCUACAUUCUCCAGUCUCCACUUCCCACCUAAGCGGAGAAGCGCGGGGAACCGAAACCCGGUGAUGGCGCACCCGCACCCGCGGCCGCUGGAAGACGACGACCUCCUCGCCGAGAUACUUCUCCGCCUCCCGCCGCGGCCCUCCUCCCUCCCGCGCGCCGCCGCCGUCUGCGCGCGCUGGCGCCGCCUCGUCACCGCCGACCCCGCCUUCCUCCGCCGCUUCCGCGCCCACCACCGCCGCGGCGCGCCCCUCCUCGGCUUCUUCCACAGCCACCGGGUGAGCCCCUCCUUCGUCUCCACCAUGGAUCCCCCCGACCGCGUCCCCGCGGCCGUGGGCGCCGGCGGGCGCUUCUCGCUGCGGUUCGACGACUUCCGCUGCAGGAUCCUCGGCUGCCGCGACGGCCUCGUCCUCGCCGUCAACCCAGUGAUGCCGCGGCUGCGCGGCUGCUUCCUCGUGUGGGACCCCGUCUCCGGCGACCAGCGCCGCGUUGCCUUCCCGCCGGAGUGCGACCAGGGACAGACCGAGGUGCGGAACGGCGCGGUGUUUCGCCUUCCCGGCGGCGGCGGCGGAUUCCGAUUCCAGAUCGUUCUGGUGGGCACCCGCCAUCAGUACGAAGCCAUCGGUUGCAUCUACUCGUCGGAGACCGGCAAAUGGGGGGAUCUCAUCGCAACACCCCUCCCACACAAUUUGACUAGGAUAUCCCUGGCUGUUCCCGGUGUUCGGAUUGGGGAUUCCCUCUACUGGUUGAUUUCGGGGAUUCCGGGUGGAAUCCUCGAGUUCGAUCUGAACGAGCAGAGGCUAGCUGUGAUUGAUGAUGUGCCAAUGGCUGUGAGUGAUGGAUACCGACGAUUUUGUGUCGUGCCGGCAGCGGAUGGUGGCCUCGGCUUCGUCUUCAUGUCGGAUUUGGGCUCACAAUUUUGGAGGAGGAAGAAUGAUUGGGAUGAUGAUGUCUCUGAGUCUGGAUGGGUGCUGGAGAAAACAGUUCAAUUGGGCGAGCUUCUAUCCUUGAGUCCAACAGAGCGCAAGGGCUCCCCAAUCGUAAUGGGGUUUUCUGAGGACUAUAAUGUGAUUUUCCUAAAGACAAUUAAUGGUCUCUUCAUGGUCCAUCUUGAGUCUAUGGAGUUCAAGAGAAUUUUGAAAGACUGUGCUGCCCUUUUCAUUUAUCCAUUUGCAAGUGUUUACACUGCAGGCAUGAGCAUUGGUGAUGGACAUGAUGAAGAUGGACAGUCUCCAGCUAUGCUAGUUUAUAAUCCCCUUAACCCCACAUUUUCCAUUGCACAUCUUCUAUUUUGUCCGUAUCAAAUAAAUCCUCUAUACCCAUUUGUGGCUAGAUUGGGCCAUGGGCUAGUUGUCAGGGGUUUAUCGGUCACAUUAAUAUUUUAAUAUAGAAACUGGUUUUUCUUGGUAACUAUCUGCUACUCCAUUGCAAAUAUUCGUGAGUGCAGGGAGUAAAAAUACCUGAACAUGACUUCAAAUUUCAAACACACCUUUAUUUGUACAACCUUGUGGCUAUGACAUUUUAUAUUUCUGUUUUUUUUUGUAUUUAUUAUUAUGCAUAAACCACCUAGCUAGCAAAGUACCAACUGGUGUAGUACUCGAAGAUAAUGCCUCUUCAAUCAUAUGCUAUUACUGAUCUUAGCAGUUGCAAUGACUGUAUUUUUUUGAAUUUAUUCUAGUGUUUUCAGCAGUUUCCUUGAAUAUUUCUACAGCAUAUUUUUCUCUUUUCUCAGUUACAUGUGUGAUUGAUCAUUAGCCUCUGCUACUCUGGUAUAGUUUUCCUGGUCCAAAAAAUAUGCUGUGACAGUCUACUUGAGGUUAAUUAGUUUCUUUUUUCUUCUUGGGAAAAUUUCAUCUAUACCACAAAGAUUUCACCAGCACCAAAUAAUACCACAAGAUUCUUGCACCUCCACUCAAUACCACAUUGCAGCAAUGUCUCUUCCAAAAAUGAUACAGAUUUCAAUGGAUGUUACCCAAUCUUGGACAAACUAAUUUGUCCCCGUUACCAGUGUUUGAGAAGAUUACUGAGCUACCCUAUGAAGUGUGAACUAGAUUGGGAGUUCUCCAAUCUCCAUCGUGGCCGCAGCAGCAGCAUGAUACAGAAGUUGUAUUUGGUACCAGCUAGUGGAGCUCAUCAUCCAGAACCUUGCUCAGGCAUGUGAACUGAUGAAGCAGUUCGAGUUGGCGGGUGUCUCAUCAUGGCCUCCAGGCCGCUCGGAUACCACGGCGGCUGUUGCUCUCGAAGCGACCCCGCCACGACAGAGCAAAGAAGACCCCUCCACGGCUAUUGUGCUUUGCAGCGAGGCCACAACGGUGGAUUAGAAAACGGCAGCACAAACACCAGUGGUGGAGGAAAAAAGUGCCUCCACAUGGCCGACCCAGGGGGUCCUGCCCGGGCGCAACGCCGCAGCAGCAAAACAGAAAUGCCCCUCCACGCAUACUGGACUGGUGGUGGUCUCCUGCCCGGACGUGAUGCCAUGGCGGACGGAGCAGAGACACGGAUGAUAUGGUGGAGGCCCCAUAUUGUUGAAGAGAGGGAAAGGAUGUGAGAUGCAAGGGUAAUUUUGUCUGCUUACUAAAUUGGUUCUCUGUCAAAUUCCUGGUAUUUUUGAAAGGUGAAAGAAUCUUGUGGUAUUAUUUGGUGCCAAUAAAAUCUGUAGUAUAGAUUAAAUUUUCCCCCUUUUAUCACAGACGAACGCUUAAGAUUACAUAUUUCCCACAUGAUCAAAAUGACACAGCUAGGCUCAUCGUUGUAAAAUACUUCCAUCAUGAAUUACUGUUGUAAUUCUUCUGAUAUUAUGAUAAAAAAGAGUGAUCAAAGUUUUGUUU